Molecule: messenger RNA, 1975 nt
Organism: Hyla sarda
Lineage: Eukaryota; Metazoa; Chordata; Amphibia; Anura; Hylidae
Gene: JMJD6
Product: jumonji domain containing 6, arginine demethylase and lysine hydroxylase
Exons: 6
Coding region: 148-1359 (403 amino acids)
Biological process (GO): phagocytosis
Cellular component (GO): cytoplasm; nucleus
Molecular function (GO): histone H4R3 demethylase activity; P-TEFb complex binding
Source: RefSeq, a predicted model, not a curated record
CGCCCGCUAUAGACAGCGCGAGCGGCGGUUCGCGCCACUUCCUGCCUCCUCCUCAGCCAAUCGGAAGAGCGUGCGGAGAGAAGUGGGCGGGGCGUGCGCGCUGCGGGAAGAGCGGAGCCGCGGAGGGACAUUGGCGGAGACACCGGGAUGAACCACAAGAGCAAGAAGCGGAUUAAGGAGGCGAAGCGCAGCGCCCGGCCCGAGCUCAAAGAGUCCCAGGACUGGAGCCGCCAUAACUACGCCGAGGUGUUCAGUCUGAGCCCCGGGAGUGUGCUGGAUAAUGUAGAGCGCGCGGACGCCCUGCAGCUCAGCACCGAGGAGUUCAUCGAGCGCUACGAGAAGCCGUAUAAGCCGGUGGUGAUCGUGAACGCCUCGCUGGGCUGGCCCGCCCAAGAGAAAUGGACCCUGGAAAGACUCAAACGCAAAUACCGCAACCAGAAGUUCAAGUGCGGGGAGGACAACGACGGCUACUCGGUGAAGAUGAAGAUGAAAUACUACAUCGAGUACAUGGAGGGGACGCGGGACGACAGCCCCCUCUACAUCUUCGACAGCAGCUACGGGGAGCACCCCAAAAGAAGGAAACUGCUGGAGGACUACGACGUGCCAAAGUAUUUUCGGGAUGACCUCUUUCAGUUUGCGGGAGAGAAGAGGCGACCACCGUACAGAUGGUUUGUGAUGGGACCCCCUCGCUCUGGGACCGGAAUUCACAUUGACCCUUUAGGGACCAGCGCGUGGAAUGCCCUGGUGCACGGACACAAGCGCUGGUGCCUCUUUCCCACCAAUACUCCGCGCGAGCUGAUCAAAGUGACGCGAGACGAAGGCGGCAACCAGCAGGACGAGGCCAUCACGUGGUUCAACGUCAUCUAUCCCCGCACACUGCUGCCCACCUGGCCGGCCGAGUACAAGCCGCUAGAGAUCCUGCAGAAGCCGGGGGAGACCGUAUUUGUGCCAGGUGGUUGGUGGCACGUCGUAUUGAACUUAGACACUGCCAUCGCCAUUACCCAGAACUUCGCCAGCGUUACGAACUUCCCGGUGGUUUGGCACAAGACAGUGAGAGGGCGACCUAAGCUGUCCAGAAAGUGGUAUAGGAUCCUGAAGCAGGAGUGCCCUGAUCUGGCUGCGUUGGCCGACACCGUGGAUUUACAGGAGUCGACUGGGAUCGCGUCCGACUCUUCGAGCGACUCCUCCAGCUCCUCGUCAUCCAGCUCUUCCGAAUCUGGAUCGGAGGACGACUCCAGUUCCGGAGCGGAGACCAUGUCGCACCGUAAGAAGAAGAGGAGAACGUGCAGCGGGAUGGGCAACGGGGACAGCACCACGCAGGACGACUGUGUGAGCAAAGAGCGGAGCUCCUCCAGGUGACACUAGUCUGGCAGCCAGAGACGGCAAAAGAUGGCUCCUGCGCACGAUCGCAACGGGACGGUUUCCUUCUUGUUCUGAUUUCCCUUUCCUAAUCAGCUGCUAGAAGUCUAAGGAUCAAGCGGAGUGCCACCAUUUUUAUAUAUAUAUCUAUACAGACAAUUUAUUGGUGUCCAUACCAACUCCUGUGAAAUCAUCUCCGGUAAUGGUUACGAAGCGUCGCGGAUGAAUAAUGGAAGUGUCGCUUCAAGGGGAGGGCGGGAAUAUCUGGUCGGGACCCCACUUUAGGUUCUAAAUACAAGAAAAAUUAAGGAUUUUACUAUAUUCUUCGCGUCUGUUUUUAACCUCCUGCAGCAAGUGAGGUCUGUGCAGGUUCUUAGGUCUUUUAACUCUGAUGAGACAGCUGAGGUUCUCCAGCUGUUGCACAACUACAACUCCCAGCAUGCCCUGAUAGCCUGCGGCUAUCAGGGCAUGCUGGGAGUCGUAGUUGUGCAACAGCUUGGUUACAGUGCUCUAGGGUUUAUUGCUACCUGAAUACUAAAUCUCCCCUCGUUCUAGGCUAAAUAGUCAAGUAGGCGGUCCUACUGUGUAAUUGACAGAUGUCUCUAGGGGUACUCCG